CCCUUUUGGUUCGCGAAAUCGAAACGCACACUUUGCGCAUGCGCUCUUGGACCUAAAAUUGCGGAAACGACCUUGACGAAAAUCAGAUGAAAUAUUUAUUUUAACAUUAUUUACUGAAAAUCAUAGAACACAUGGACAGGUGCUUGCCGGAUUAAAUAUUGACGAGGUGACAUUGACAAGUGUUAUGGACAUCUUAGACUGCUGUGACAUAUGUGGCGAAGGCCAUUCAACAGAACUAUGCCCAGAGCUUGGUCUAAACAUUGCCCAGACAGAGUUGGAUCAACUAUCAACAAGGGCAAGGUUAACAUUGCCAGGGUUUGUACAGGUUGUUGAUAAUGGGUGUGGUUUAGUGGGCGUGGUUGCCAAGGAAACAAUAGCCAAUAAAACACAGCUUGGACCGUAUGAGGCUAAGAGGACUACUCAUAUAUUUGAUGAUUCUGGAUUCUUUACAUUAAAGCUAAUAGCUAAAGAUGGAACCACAGUCUGUCUAGAUACCACUGAUGAGAAUGAAUGUAACUGGCUUUGUUUGAUACGAGCAGCCACAUUGGAAAGUAACAAAAACUGCAUCGCAUAUCAGCUCGGUAAUAACAUCUUCUACAACUCGACAAGGGAGAUAACUCCUGGAGAAGAGUUAUUGGUAUGGUAUGCUCCCCACUUUGCAAGAAAGCUCGGAAAGCCACCAGAACCGGAUGGGAUGACCAGAGUGUUACUGGGACAUAGGAUAGAGCCAUUGACCUCUGACCUUCUCCUUGAUGAAGGGUCCUCUGUAUAUGAGGCAGAAGAUGUAAAUGGAAGCGUGGAACAACCAGCUGUAGACAACGUUCAGACAGCUAACACAGGUCGACCAACUGGUGAAAUCAGGAAAGCGUUUUACUGUCCCAGAUGUGGAAAUACAUUUGAGACGCAAACAGAGAUGGUGCAUCAUCUUCGAGAACAUGUGUUGACAUCAUCGGACACACCUAGACGAGGGAGAGGUCGACCACGUAAAUACAAUGUAGAUGUAAGACCAAGUGGAUUAAGUAAGCCAAAAAAAUCCAGUGUCAUAGUAAAUAGAGAAGAGGCAAUGUUACAUUUUAGAAAGCCUAUAAAAACGUACAGCAGAAAGAGAAAACUUGAAGCAAAUGAUGAGGAUUAUGCUAAAAAUUAUGAAGAUGGCGAUGAUGAGGAUGACUUUGCUGAUAAGGUGAUGGGUGGAACUGAUUACACGAUGAAAGAUAAAGAAUAUACCCCGAAGGUUGAUGUGACUGUGUCGGGAACCAGGGUGAUGCCGAAGCGAAGCAAUCGUGGGAAACACAGUAAAUAUGAUGAAGAUUUUGUGUAUCAUAUUGUGAAAAAGGAGAUAAAAGAAGAGCCUUAUGAUUCAUUUAGUAGUAAUGACAAGGAAAUCAAAGUAAUGAAUAAUAUCUCUAGAGCAGAUGGCAGGGCUGUAGGUAAGGUAACAGCCAUUGAAGGUGAUGUUAAUGCUAAAAAGGGGAGAGGAAGGCCUAAGAAAAUUCCAGACAAACCGGAAAGUACUCCAGUAGAAAAAGAACCAGUAGGAACUUUAAGUAAAGAGGUUGUACAAGAGAGUAUUCUAGCACUUAAAUCCAAGGACAAAGAUGAACAAAAUAAGGAUGAUGAAAACAAAGGUAAUGAUGAAGCAGUUAAAAAAGAUUCUCAUCCUGAAAAUGAAAGUGAUAAUACUGAUUGGUCUCAGAGUGAAGCAGACAAAGAGGAUGAAAAUGUGAAUAUUGCUGAAAAUAAUAGAAGUAAUGACUCGGAGGACAUGGCCAAGACCGAAGCUUCUGAAAAACAGGGCUUGUCAGUCGAAAUUAAUGAAAAUGUUAAUAAAGCAUUGGCAGUCACUGAUAAAAUCAAUGAAUUUGAGGCCAUUGAUGAAGAUCAACUUAAAGAUGGUGAAAAUGUUGUUGAAGGUCUUGAUGAAUCUUAUAAGGUAAAAAGUUGUGAAAACGAGACUGUUGUUAGGCAAGAUACAGCUGUGGAUGAAAGUUUAGCAGAAAAAAGAGCUGAAGUCAAAGUGCCAGUAGAAACUGAAGAGAAGGGUUCAGUUGUAGUUAUGUUCGAAGAGACUGAUGAUGGUAGCUAUGGAUGUGCAGUUUGCGAUGAAAGGUUUACAAAUGAAUUAGAUGCUAUAUCUCAUUUUAUGCAGCAUGAUAAGACAGGAACGGUGAACUGUAAAACUUGCCAUGUUAGCUUUGAUAGUAUUGAGGCUCUUCUUCAGCAUCGGAAGGAGUGUACUGCAAGUAAUGUUGACACAUUGUACUCUGAUGAUGUUACAAAGGCUAAAGAUGCAGCAGAAUUUGUGUGUGAUAUUUGCAAGCAAGCUUUUAAGACGGCCCAGUAUCUUUAUCGUCAUUUAGUUAUACACACAGAUGUGUUUCAGUGUGAACAAUGCAGCAAAACUUUCUCACGGAAGGAUUCCAUGCAGAAACAUAUACUUAAGUGUUGUCCAUCUCUUGCUGAAAAGUACAAAAUAUUUUACUGCGAGGUGUGUUUACGGGUAUUUUCUAAAGAGUCAGGAAAGCGCAGACAUACAGAAAAAUGUAAAUCUGUUCAAUGUAAAAAUUGCUCAAAAAUAUUUGUGUCUCAGUCCGACCUUGAAUUGCAUACGUGUAAAAUAUUCGAACUGGAUGAUUCGGCAAAAUACUCUUGUGGGCGAUGCUCUAAAACCUUUCAGUCAUUAUAUUACUUAAAACAACAUCAGCAGCUACAUGAUAAUCACAAUUCAUGUGAACGGUGUGGGAAGAGCUUUUUGUCGAAAGAGGAACUAGAUGGUCAUAAGGGAUUAUGUGAAACAUUGGAAGGGAUUAGACUUUAUGGAGCAGGUAAAUGUUCCAUUUGUUUUGAGACUUUUUCAAACACAAAAGUAUUCCGGAAUCAUUUCCUGUCCCAUACUCAUCCAUUUCAAUGCGAUAAAUGCAAUAAAAGGUUUUUACGUAUUGGCACUCUGAAUAGCCACGACUGUGAAGUUUUGACUGAUGCUGUUUGCAAUGUCUGCUUAAAGACAUUCAAAAACCAGUCUAACCUGGAGAAACAUAUAAAGGAGAAUGGUUGUAUGAGAUACCAGUGUUCCGCCUGUAAUGAACAGUUUAGAUCCAAAGGUAUGGCCAAAGAUCACAAUUGUAUUGUAGAAGCUACUGAGGGAAUAGAAGCUGAAAUUGUUAGCAUAAAUAAUGUCAAAGAGAUUUGUCCAUCUUGUGGAAAAUCUUUCUCAAGUAAAAGUAAUCUCACUAAACACAUGAUAUUGCAUGGGGAGAAAAAAUUUGGAUGCCCACAUUGUGAUAAAUUCUUUCAUCUGGAUGUAUAUCUCAAGGAGCACAUAACAUGUGUUCAUUACAAAAUAUUCAAAUACCAAUGUAACGAAUGUGGACGUCUGCUUAAAUCUAAAACAGGACUCAUUGCGCAUACAAGGAUCUUUCAUUCAAAGAAUGCAGAGGUUUAUCCUUGUACAAAAUGCAGGAAAGUAUUUAAACAGAGAGGAAACAUGAAAACGCACAUGUAUUCUCACAUGAAGGAGCGUAUCUUUAAGUGUGAUACUUGCGCUAAAACUUUUAAGUAUCCUGACCAGCUGAGUCGUCAUAAGAUUGAACAUAAGUUAUUGCCGAAGAUAAAGUGCUCCCAUUGUGAUAAGGAGUUUGUACGUACUUAUGACUUAAAGAAACAUCUUCAGAUCUAUCAUAGUGGUUAUAUUUUCGUGUGCGGUAUUUGCGCGGCCCGGUGUGGUCACCGACACACCUUAAUACGUCAUUAUAAAAGAAAACAUCCUGAAUACACAGAAUUUCUUUAUAGGCAAGGAUACAUUGAUAACUUGUUAAAACAUGUCAGUGAAGUCUUUGAUCCAACAACAGAUCAAGGGAGCACAGUAGAAACAAAAUGUAUUGCUCUUAAUGAGAAAACCACGGACAAUAUACAAAUUCAACCACCCGAGGAACCAACAGAAUUGCUUUCUCUAGAGGAAGCAGAAGCAUUGCAUAGAUUAACUUAUGGGUGUGCAACCCCUCAACAGUUACAACUUUUAAAAGAGAAAGGUCUUUUCAUACAGACCGAGAAUGGUGUUUAUGCUAAUCAAGGUGGUAGUCAAAUUCAAGAUCAGGGGCAGGUAAUCAUUCCUCAAGAUAGUUAUAUAUUAGAAGGUCAAACUAAUGAAAAUGGCCAAGUUCUUGAGAGUAGCACUACUGUGUCUGCUGUGAGUAUAAAUGGAAUACCAGGCAGUUCGCAGCAGACUCUCGAGGGGUUGGAGAAUGGCAACAGUCAGAUUGUAAUAUUACAGAUAAUUGACCCGGACUCGCAGGACUUACAGGGGGAGGUAAUACAGGUUCAUCAAGAUCAGCACGGGAACAUACAGUUAAAUGAGGAACAGCAAGAAAAAUUGCUCAAAUUUAACGAAAAUCAUAGUCAAAUAAUUCAGCUUAAUCAGAAUCAACAAGGGGAGAUAAUGGCGUUAAAUCAGACGGUAUUUGAAUCGAGCGAUGUCUAUCAUGCUACAGAAUUAGAUCAAAACAGUGAGAUUCAAACAGUUGUUGUGGACACAAAUAAUGAUGUUAUUGAACAGGAGGAAGGCAGUCAGGAUGAGGAGUCUAGUUUUGCUGUUGAGGAUCCUAAUAUUGGACAGAAUGAAGCUGAAAAGCUGGCCUCGCUUCCAGAAAUCUCCCUUGAAGGAGGGGAUCCAAAUAUUCAAGCACCAAUGGUAUAUUCACAGGAUGUUACAUGUUCUGAUGAAAUUGAAUAGAUUUACUUUUAAGCGGCACAAUGCCUGAUUAGGAAAAUAAUUCUUCAACAUUCAAACUUUAGAAAUAUAAAAUUAUAUAUAUGUACAUGUAUUUCUUAUUCGAGAAUUGUAAAAAAUCACAAUCAAGGUCAAUCUUUGAAUUUAUUAUACAAAAUUGAACUGAUUUUACUAAGUUGAUCACUUAUAUUUUACCCCAUUACUAAGAUAGUAAGAAAAAUGUCUGCAUAUAAGGCAUCAGGUGAUUUCUGUAAAUAGUAAGUGCCUUAAAAAAUCACAGUGAAAUCUGGGAAUAAAAGCCAUCCAGAGGAGACAAUACAUGGCCUUUAUAGACAAGCGGUCCUUCUUCAGGGUUUACUAUUGUAUUUGAAGGUUUGGUCCUUUUUUACAGGGUUUUCUUAAUUUUGAGGUGGUCUUUAUGACAGGUUUAACUGUAAUUUGUAAAUUGACAAUAUGUAAACUUUAUAUAAUAUUCAUAAGUAUAACUGUAACUUCUUGAGGUGUAUUGCUUUACAAAGAAAUAGUCACACUAAAGCACUUGUCAAAGGAGGGACAAUCUAUGUGUAAAUUUUCUGAAUGUACCUUUAUCAUCAAAUUAUAUAGUUACAUGUGUGUAAAUAUGUUAACUUUAAACCUGCUGUAACAGAAAAUGAUAAACCUCUGAUGUACCACAGUCUGACCUAGUCUUGAGUUCAUUCCCCUAAAACAGUUUAACUGCAUUAUAGGAUAAAUGUAGGCAGGGAACCAGGCUCUAUACUGUUGGUUUUGCUAAACUUUUGUAUUUGAUACUGAAAUCUGUUCAUUUUCAAACACAGGU
Molecule: messenger RNA, 5543 nt
Organism: Ruditapes philippinarum (Manila clam)
Lineage: Eukaryota; Metazoa; Mollusca; Bivalvia; Venerida; Veneridae
Exons: 9
Coding region: 185-4729 (1514 amino acids)
Cellular component (GO): nucleus
Molecular function (GO): protein binding; DNA binding
Source: RefSeq, a predicted model, not a curated record